Talaromyces marneffei is the source of this 1686-nucleotide messenger RNA. RefSeq lists its product as uncharacterized. Gene Ontology annotation, molecular function: DNA replication origin binding. The transcript has 3 exons. Gene Ontology annotation, cellular component: nucleus; nuclear origin of replication recognition complex. NCBI's taxonomy places the organism in Eukaryota, Fungi, Ascomycota, Eurotiomycetes, Eurotiales, Trichocomaceae. The coding region runs from base 1 to 1686 and encodes 561 amino acids. The record is from RefSeq and is a predicted model, not a curated record. Gene Ontology annotation, biological process: DNA replication initiation; DNA replication.
AUGAUUCGUCCCCUUCCUCAUCAAGUAAGUCAGAGCUUGAGCCAGCAAUGGCCCUGUCGAAAGACGCAAAUUCGUCAGCUCGCUGCUCUUCUUGAUCCUCAAAUACCAUCCCCUUCAACCAUAGUGCUCUACGGCAUCAGCGCAACAUGCAAAUCAACACUCGUCUCCGCAGUGCUCGACUCCCUCCCAGCCCGACACGCAAUCAUCCGAUGCGUCGAAUGUAUCACGUCACGACAUUUACUGCAAAAGAUAUUACUCGAGACGUUGCAUUCGUUCGGGAUGCAGGAUCACUGGGAGAAAUUCGGCAAGGGAAGGUGUGAGCAUGUCAGCACGCUUUUGAUUCAUUUGGGUGAUAUUUUUGCGGCUGCGAGGAAUAGCAAGAAGUCGGAUGGUGAGGUGGGAGGUGAGAAAUUUGUGCUUGUGCUAGAUGGGAUUGAUAGGCAGAGGGACGCGUCACAGAUGCUUCUUGCCGCGUUGGCGAGGCUAGGGGAGAUGAUACCUUCGUUGACUGUGGUUUUGAUCAUGAAUACGACCCCUCGUCCACUAUUCCUUCAAUCUGCCGGCGUCGCUCAUAUCAACUUUCCACCAUACACGCGCAAAGAAGCAAUCACCAUAGUCACAGCUGCAGGCCUUCCGAAAGUCGACGUGCUACCUGAUGAUUACAACAGCAAGAUCUCUUCUACUACUUCUAUGGAGGGUAUAUAUGCACAAUUCGUGGCAACAGUCUAUGACUCGCUAGUUGGUCCUACAGCAGGCACAAUCCCAUCGUUCCGGUCGAUUUGUGAAAAGCUGUGGCCUCGCUUUCUUCAACCUAUGCAAAACGGGGAGGUUUCCGGCGAAGGAUGGGAUUUUACGAGACUUUUACUCCGGAAUCGAGCCAUGUUCAAGAUUCAGGGUGAAUCGAUGCUGGUUCAUCAUAUUGUUUCUGCCCCAGAGGGAACGAACAAAGAAGAUCCCAAGACCAAGAAGAGAAAGCUAAAUUCAUUGACUUCAACGCCAAAACUCCCAUCAUUACCAUACUUCCCUACCUUGGUCUUGACAUCAGCAUACGUCGCCUCGCAUACCCCACAGCGCCUCGAUACAAUCUUCUUUUCCAAAUUCUCAUCCUCAUCACUAUCAGCACGCAACAAACGAUCUCAUCACAGGCGACGGCUGAAACUACUCUCCCAAGCCCAGGCGGACGAUGACAAUGAUAAUGGCAACACACCUAAAAAGGGGAAACGAGUAAAAACAAAAAUCACAAAAUCAAUGCUCGAUUCAGCCUUUGCGACUACUUCGGCGACUACAAGCGCCAUCACCGGUGAUAACGCCGCCAGCGGAGGCGCAGGAGGAGGCGGCACAACACAAUUAACAGGCUCCUCAACCCUCCUAACAGCCCGCCCGUUCACCCUCGAACGUCUAGUUGCUAUAUACCACGCAAUUGAUCCCAAUCCUCCCGCAAACGCGUUAUAUACCCUCCCUACAGCAGAUGCAAUAUAUAACGAACUUGCGACUCUGCGUCGAUUGAGACUUGUUGUCCCAGCCACGGGGGGCAGUAGUCAGAAUGUCGGCGGAGGCGCGACGGCCAUGAUGACGGCCGACGUAGGUGAGAAGUGGUCCAUAAAUGUCUCUGGGGACUGGGUCGGGGAACUUGCAAAGGGGAUUGGGGUUGAGGUUGGGGAGUGGUUGGCGGGGGGUUUAGACUGA